AUGGGAGAUAUAGGCGUCGAUCGGGUAGAGCUUCUCUCGACAUACAUCUUCAACUGUGCUCGAAGUCGCACCCGCAAGUUAAGUCAGGAGAACGAUGCCGAGUCCGAAGCAUCAAGCAUCGUUUCAGCUUGCAGAGAGCUCGAAUCACUCCUAUCGCCCCCUGAGGAUUGGAUUGGUCGAGUUGCGGGGUCUUACAACAAUGGCGUCGCGCUUUGCAUGGUGCUCGAUUUGGAAAUUCUCAAGAUUCUCUCAGAGCAAGAACUCACUUCACUGGAAAAACUAGUCCAGAUCUCAGGAGCAUCACCCUCACUUUUAAGAGGUGUCAUGACACAAUGUGUGCAUAGUAAAAUCUUCGACGAGCCUUUACCGGCACAGUAUAAACUGAACAGUCAUUCCAUACGCUUGCUGGUCCCAAACUUUGCAUCGUGGAUCCAUUACCUUGUUGACGAUGGUUUCCAAAUGGCAUCCCGCAUCCCCGGAUAUGCCUCCAAAAACAAAUUCCAAAUCCCCAAUGAUCGACACGAGACCGCAUUCAGAAUGGCUUUUCAGACCAACAAACCUUUCUACCAGUACUACCACACGGUCGACAAAGCGCGAGGCAACCGCUUCGACAGCGCGAUGGAAAGAUACUUCCACCGGUCGACUCAAACACCGAUUGAAGAUUUCUUUGAAUUUGGAAAAUUGCCCCCUGCCGCCAGGGUAGUCGAUGUGGGAGGUGGUAGGGGUCAUCACUCGAUUCGACUUGCCAGCCAAUAUCCGCAGCUGAGCUUUAUCAACCAAGACCUUGGCAAAAAGGACCCUACGUUGAAAGAAACCAUGGACAAAAGCAUUUUGAAGAGGGUCACUUGGCAAGAGCAUGAUUUCUUCCAAGAGCAGCCAGUUCAAGGAGCCAGUGUUUAUAUGCUCAGCCAUAUUUUGAUGGAUAAUACUGAUAGUGAUGGCUGCAAAAUACUCCAGAACGUUUUUACGGCCAUGACGCCAAACGAGUCAAUCUUGUUGAUUGAUGAUUUCCUUGAUCCGGGGAAAGAGGGCACGUUGCCAUUGAAAGCGAACACUCUCAACUUGCACCUGAUUGCAGCUUUUGGGCGGCCAUUUCGAACUAUGGAAGAAUGGGUUCAUCUUUUUGUGAGAGUUUCUCCUUCGCUUCGUAUUAUCUCUACAUCGGUAGUUGGGAAUGGAAGGGUGGUUUUUAAGCUAUUACGAGAAGGUUGA
Molecule: messenger RNA, 1212 nt
Organism: Penicillium verhagenii
Lineage: Eukaryota; Fungi; Ascomycota; Eurotiomycetes; Eurotiales; Aspergillaceae
Product: S-adenosyl-L-methionine-dependent methyltransferase
Exons: 5
Coding region: 1-1212 (403 amino acids)
Molecular function (GO): O-methyltransferase activity
Source: RefSeq, a predicted model, not a curated record